Molecule: messenger RNA, 2165 nt
Organism: Salmo salar (Atlantic salmon)
Lineage: Eukaryota; Metazoa; Chordata; Actinopteri; Salmoniformes; Salmonidae
Gene: mthfd2l
Product: methylenetetrahydrofolate dehydrogenase (NADP+ dependent) 2 like
Biological process (GO): tetrahydrofolate interconversion
Cellular component (GO): mitochondrion
Molecular function (GO): methylenetetrahydrofolate dehydrogenase (NAD+) activity; methenyltetrahydrofolate cyclohydrolase activity; methylenetetrahydrofolate dehydrogenase (NADP+) activity
Source: RefSeq, a predicted model, not a curated record
GUCGAUAUCCGCGCAUAUAAACCCAGGGUCGUUAUAUUAUGCAGCAUCAUCUGGAUAUGUGUGCAAAAAAGUUCAACUUCUGUCAAGCCAUCUAAUGCCUGAUGUCCACCAGAUGCAUAUGAGUUUUGUUUUACCAGAUGUCUUGUCCGCAUUUCUGUACAUGGCACACGUGCUUCGCUUUCCAACUAGCUUAAAGCUAGCUAGUUGCAGUGUGUGUACUUCUGUUUGUACCACCGCAUGGUAAAGCAACCGAAGAGUUGAAAAUAUUGAACACAUGCAGGCACAGAACUGCACCGUUGACAAGGAAUGACUUCCACCUGAACGCAAAGAGUUUGAUGCAUCUGGUUGACAUGAGGCAUAAGUAUACAAUUUGAUGCAUACAUUUGAUUUAUACAACAUAUGCACCACCACACAGAACCCACUGCAACUGCUUCUUCAAUGCUGCAAUGCAAACGCAGCGUUCCACUGGAAACGAAUGUAUUUCUGGUGUACCACAACGCAGUGAUGUAGGUUUGAUCGCAACAUUAGGAAGUAGCCACUAGAAUGUGGUGGGAAAGUGUGUUUCAUAAAGAAAGUAUGCAUAUUUUACAUGUUCUUUUUUUCUUCCUGCCUUCGCGCCAUUAAAUAUUGUUAAGGGGAAAAUCUACGCAUUUGCAGCGUGAAUGGAGAAUGUUUUAGGUAUGAACCGGUUCACGGGGAUACGAGUGUAUUGCCCGCUGCAUACAAUGCAUUUGGACUGUACAAUGAAACCAUCAAUACCAAAUAUCGCCAUCUGCCGGCCUUUGGGCUACCCCCUAUCCACGGUCACACACACACACACACACACACACACAGCGGUGGGGCGGGCAACAUGGCGGCCUCUAUCUCCCCGCUACGCUCCUCCUACAGGAUUUGUAACAGUCUAUCCUUCCACCACUGCCGAGCCAAACUGCGGAUGCACAGAAAGUGCGACAGCCAGAGAAGACAUCUCCAUGCGUCAGUCACCAGGCAUGCUGCGGUGGUCGUGUCAGGGACAGAGAUGGCUCGUCAGAUUCACAGAGAGAUCCAGAGGGAGGUGGAGGAGCUGGUCACCGGCGGCAACAUGAGACCCCACCUGGGUGUGGUGUUGGUUGGGGACGACCCGGCUAGUCGCACCUACGUCAGGAACAAGACCAGAGCUGCUAGUAUACUGGGUAUCUCUAGUGACACGGUGGUCAAACCUACCUCUGUCUCUCAGGAUGAACUCCUGGAGCUGAUAGACAAGAUGAACAGAGACUGGAAGGUCUCGGGCCUGCUGGUACAACUACCUCUACCAGGGCACAUCCAGGAGCGCGCCGUGUGUAACGCCAUAGCUCCAGAGAAGGACGUGGAUGGGUUUCAUAUCGUCAACAUAGGGAAGCUGUGUCUGGGACAGACGUCUAUGGUGCCUGCUACACCUGCUGCUGUAUGGGAGAUCAUCAGGAGAGCAGGUAUCGAGACAGUGGGGAAGAACGUGCUGGUGGCGGGACGCUCUAAGAAUGUAGGCUUGCCCAUCGCCAUGUUGCUUCACACAGACCGCAACCACCAACGCCCUGGAGGUGAUGCCACGGUAACCAUCGCCCACAGGUGCACCCCCAGAGAGCAGCUGAAGGAACUGACCCGUCUGGCCGACAUCGUCAUCGCAGCUGCAGGUGUGCCUGGGCUGAUCACAGUAGACAUGGUCAAGGAGGGUGCAGCGGUCAUCGACGUGGGUAUUAACCGUGUCCCCGACCGGACCACAGGAAAACUACGACUGGUGGGCGACGUGGACUUUGAAGGGGUGAAAGAGAAGGCGGGGUUUAUCACGCCAGUUCCUGGAGGGGUGGGGCCUAUGACGGUCGCAAUGCUGAUGAAGAACACUGUUGCUGCUGCCAGAUACGCACUGACACACUGAAACACACACACACUGAAACACACACUCCAAGCAGAGCCAUACCAAGCACGUUACCACACUCCGUACAUCCAGGGGUGUGUGUUGCUUUAUUCCAUGUGUUUUAGUUUUUUUUUAUUCAAGUUAUAUAAGUUAUUUAUUUUGAAACUCUUUUAUUUGAGAGUUUUUAUAUGUGUGUUUUUUUCUACCGAAGCCGUUUAGUGUUAACCGUUACUGAAUAAUAUUACGGCUGGUUCAACUGGAAGACCAAAACAAAUAAUAAAACUCUCUAAACUGG